Molecule: messenger RNA, 2548 nt
Organism: Helicoverpa zea (corn earworm)
Lineage: Eukaryota; Metazoa; Arthropoda; Insecta; Lepidoptera; Noctuidae
Product: vanin-like protein 1
Exons: 9
Coding region: 160-1479 (439 amino acids)
Source: RefSeq, a predicted model, not a curated record
GCUGCGUCUCCGAGGCACAACACCGCCAUUGUCGCGUCGCGCGCCAACUGAACAGGACGAGGACUCGCGCCUUAUUUGAAAAUAGAACAGAAUUUAUUUCAAAUAUUUUUUUGUACUUAUUUUUUUUUUUAAUAAAGGUGUGCCAGUGAUUUUAGAACGAUGAAGCUUUUAAGCAUAGUGGUUUGUUUUUUGUGUGUGAAUUUUUUGGCGGCUAGUGAGACCUACAAAGCCGGAGUGCUACAAAACAAAGAAAUUAAUGAAUUUACACCUUUCAUACAACAGGCUGGGCAAACGGGGGUAGACAUCUUAGUUCUCCCAUCGCUGCCAGGAUCUGCCGAUAAAUAUGAUGAGCUGGUAAGCUCGAUCUCGAAAACGGCUAGACAGGCUGGCGUGUACGUUGCUACACAUUUGUAUGAAAAGGCUAGAUGUGGCAUGGCGUAUGAAACUGUGAGGAGUAACCUGGUGUUCGAUAGGAAUGGAGAUAUUGCUGCUGUGUACAGGAAACCUCAAAACGGCAUCGCCAACUGCACCACCCCCCACUCGGACCUCGUCACGUUCACCACAGACUUCAGAGUCACCUUCGGCCUGGUGAUGGAAGAAGAUCUGGCUUUGUAUGAUGAAGAGCAUUUCAAAGGAGUCAAGAACUUUGUGAUGGCGGGAGAGUGGGAGUCUGAGGUCGCGUUUUUGAAUGCUGCUACCUUCGCUCCAUCCUGGUCUUAUAUCAUGAAUGCUAACGUGGUGUCAACUGCUGGCAUCUAUGCUGGUAAAGCUGGUCUGAAGAAUGGUGAAGAGUCACUGGUAGUUGCUGAGUUGAGCAAGAAUGGAGGCAGUGCUUCUCAAACGGUACUAUCCACCAAGUCUUCGACCUUCCAUCAAGCAGACCUGAGUCAAUACGUCAUCAGACCACUGGAUGUUGAAGCGAGUUCUAUGGGUUACAAGGAUACUGUCUGUCAUAGGAGUUUCUGCUGUGAAUUCUAUGUUAAGACUGCUUCAGCUAGCAAACACGAAGCGAGCUACAAGUUAGCAGCAUUUAAUGGCGUGCUUCCAGUCAGCGAUCACCACAACAUUGCAGCUGAAAUCUGUCUUAUUUCUGGAUCUGAAAAUUCAGACACAGUCUUCGAAAGAAUUUCCAUAACUGCCAAUUUCACGAAACAAAACUCCCAGUUCCCAAUUGUUCAAUCUACAGUACUGCCAGCAGAAAAUCUCAAAUUCUCCACCAAAGCCAGUGAAAAUUCACAACAGGUAACACUGGAAGCUGUCAAUGUCAAAAAUGUACAAAAUGUCGGAAUCUUUGGUAAAGAUAGCGCGGUUUUAGAAGAUAAUUAUGUAUAUGGAAAGAAAAAUAAUACGGAAACUGUUCAGACUGAUAUAUAUGAAUAUAUUUUCAAUGAGGAUGUUCAGGAAUUCUUCGAUUACGUCUGGAUACGGUUAAGAAUAUUGAUCGUAGUUGUGUCUAUCUAUAUUUUGGAAAUGAUGUAAGUUUGUAAUUUUUUAUACACUUUUGAAUUAUUUCAAAAAAUAUCGGGGAUUAUAAAUAAGAGAAUUUAACUAAAUGAUUGUUUAUUAAAAUACCUUUUUAGUUUAAAGGUAGUUUUUAAAUAAUGAUUAGAUAAGGUAUAUCUCUUUUAUGUAAAUGACAGCGGGUUUGUUUAAAAUUGAGCGAGUGUGAAGACUGCAAAAUGUACUAGUUCAAUGGAUUUGAACUCAGUGUCAUUAUUAUAUUUUUGUACCCAAUAUGUACUAUGAAAAUAUUGUUGAAAUCAUUUCCUGAAAACAAUGUUUUCAAAAUUACUUUUAUCACGAUUUUGUUAAAUGCCAAAUCUUGAUAAAUAUUGAACUUUUUGAUGAAUGAGUAAUCAAUUAAUCAAGUUUACUUCUGCAUCUGUUUUGUAUACUUACAGAUUUUUAUUUAUCUGGUGAUUUCAAAAUUUGUUACUGUAUAAAUAGCCAGUGUAUGCUAUUUUAACUAAAAAAAUAUGUGUCUCUUCAUUGUGCCAAGAUAAUAAGAUUAUUUGUAAGAUACUUAUUUAAUGGGCCAGGUUUUAAAUAUUUAAUAUAAAUGUGUGAGAUCUAGUUUAAAAAUAUCUGAGGAUAAUGAACAAUAAUCAAAAUUAAUUAACUUACCUACUUAUGAAUAUUUUUGAUUUUAAUUUCUUUUUUUAAUGUUUAUUGUCCUUUAAAUAGUACCUACAAAAUAAGGUUUGUUUUGUGAACUGAUUUGUGUACGUGAUUGUACUUUAAUAAGAUUUUGUCGUCGACUGUACUAAUGUCUGUACUAAGAAAAUAUGCUCUAUUUUUGUAUAGUUAAGGUCCAAGUUCCAACACAAAUGUCAGUUUUCUUAAAUAACUGUUUACUACGAAUUGUAAUGUUCAAAGUAAUUAGUUGUUUUAAUUUUGGCCUCAAUUAUAGUUAUAGUAGUAUAAGUGAGAAACGGUUUAAAUGAGUAUUAGCUAAUCGUGUGUUUGUAAAGUACAGUCGCGACAAACUGCUGUGAUAUUAGUUUUAUGCAUGAUUUUAAUUAAAUAUAGAAGAUUUUUUUAUGGAUAA